Cucumis sativus (cucumber) is the source of this 2017-nucleotide messenger RNA. RefSeq lists its product as uncharacterized. Lineage: Eukaryota; Viridiplantae; Streptophyta; Magnoliopsida; Cucurbitales; Cucurbitaceae. The transcript has 11 exons. The coding region runs from base 42 to 1286 and encodes 414 amino acids. The record is from RefSeq and is a predicted model, not a curated record.
GGCAUUUUCAUUUCUCAUUUGGUAGUUUGGUACCGCCAGAAAUGUCCCUUCAUCUCAGUUAUCCACUCCCGAUAUUCUCCCGCCGGAAUGGAUUCCGGACAAUAUCUCUGUCAUCGCCGCCGAAGUCGAUCGUUUCCUGCUCCGCUGCCAAACGCUACACCGCCGGAUGUAAAAGGCAGUAUACGAGUGUGAUGAUAGUCCCGACGGGCGUAGGCGCCGCCAUUGGUGGAUACGCAGGUGACGCUUUGCCGGUUGCUCGUGCUCUCGCCUCGGUCGUUGAUUGCCUUAUAACUCACCCUAACGUGCUUAAUGCAGCAAUGCUUUACUGGCCGAUGCAAAAUGUGCUUUAUGUUGAAGGCUAUGCACUAGAUCGAUUUGCAGAAGGCUCAUGGGCUCUACAACCUGUUCACCAGAAUCGGGUAGGAUUGGUUCUCGAUGCUGGAAUGGAGAAAGAGCUUCAAAUUCGUCACUUGCAAGUGGCUGAUGCUGCUAGAGCUUCUCUUGGAUUGCCUGUGAUGGAAUAUGUUGUCACAGAUACACCUCUAGUGGUAGAGAAGUGGAUUGAUCGAACGACUGGGCAAUCAACUGGGAGGAUAAGACAUCCUGCCUCACUGCUUAGAGCCGUGCAGACAUUAAUGAACCGGUCAAAGGUGAAUGCAGUUGCAGUUGUUGGACGUUUCCCAGAUGAUGAUGUUGAAGAGGAAGAUAGUUAUCGACAAGGGAUGGGAGUUGAUACUUUGGCAGGGGUUGAGGCUAUUAUUAGCCAUCUUGUGGUGAAGGAGUUUCAGAUUCCAUGUGCUCAUGCUCCUGCUUUGUCACCUACACCCUUGUGUACAUCUCUAUCUCCAAAAUCUGCAGCAGAGGAGUUAGGAUUCACAUUCUUACCAUGUGUACUUUCUGGGCUAAGUAAUGCGCCUCAGUACUUGAGUAAGAAUUCUGAUUCAUUGGGGAAGGACUGCCUAUUGGCAAACGAUGUUGAUAGUGUUAUUGUACCUAUAAAUGCAUGUGGAGGGGAUGGCACUCUUGCUUUUGCCAGAAGCAAACAGUACAAGCCACUUAUCAUUGCAGUAGAGGAAAAUGAUACAGUUCUCAGCGAUUCUCCAGAGUCACUUGGGAUUGAGGCGGUAAAAGUUGCAAAUUAUUGGGAAGCCAUUGGUGUUGUUGCAGCUCACAAGGCUGGAAUAGAUCCUUAUUCCCUUCGAAGAAAUAGAAUAAAAAACAUUAAUUGCAUUUCCAGUACAUCUUCUAAUGGCGCAGUUUCAAGUGCCUCUGAAGGAUUCCACUGAGGGUCUGUUGAAUUCAGCUACAAAAGUUGGUUAUACGUAUUCAACUUCUAUUCACCAGCGAAGUUAUGGGAGAUGGCCGGAGGCGGGCCUUAGCGCUGCAACUUCUUGACCUUGUACGUGACUUUGUUCUGAUGUCAGGGAGGUCGAUCGCUGGCGCUGGAGACACUAUGAAGAAAGAUUGCACCGAUCUCAUUCGUCGGAUCGCCCUCCUGGUCCAUCUGGCGGAGGAGAUCACAAACUUCUGUAGUGGCAGCUGGGACAAUUUUGAGAAAUCGAAUGAUGAUGGGUCUUCUUCUUCUUCUUUAUCUUCUUGGUUGGAUUGCCUUUCGGAAGUGGUUGGAGCAAUUCAGGCGGCGAAGCGGCUUCUGUACACGGCUUUGACUUUCUCUCCAAACGACGAGGAGGGUUGUGUGACUUCGACGGUGAGUUCAUCUUGUCUUUCUGUUAUAGCUUACAAUUGUUUGUGUUUGGAUUGGAAAAUCAACAGACCUAGAAGUGUAACUUCCAUUGAUGUAAUAAGUCUGCACUUUUGAGUUUUUGAUUCAGUGCAGAUUUGUCAAAUUUUCAAUUCCAUUCUACGUGCUGCCUUCUUCAUCUUCUCUUUAUUUAUUAUUUAUGUUUCUAUUUUUUAAGAUCGGUGAAUCUUGAUCUUUAAUUCUUUUUUUGUUUAUAACAAGAGAAUUGAUCUUUAAUUCUUUUAAGCUAUGAAGUAAUUGGUGGAAAUUUGUUUC